ACUUGAUAACUCACGCAUUUCAUUUAUUUAUUUUUCUGCGAUAAAACGGAGAAAAGAAAAAAGAAAAAUGUAAGUGGAAGAAGAGAAAGUGGCAUCGCUUAGGUACAGAUACAGACACAACCUGGUAAAAAUCCCGACCCCAGUGCCGCACAAUUUUCCUUCACUCGCAGCGGAGAUUUAGGAGUGUGGUCUUCCUGUCUUGGAAGUGCUGCUUGAAAGAGGACCUUGGUCAUAUGGUUGCUUGUCAUCAUUAUUUGUGUGGUAUUUAUCCAUGCAUUAUGUGGUCAGAACAUAAUAAUCAAAUAAGGAUUCUUUCUACCCACUCAUCUCACCUCUCUUUUUGUUUUCCCCUGGUUUACUUUUGAUCUAGUACCUGCUAUCCCUAUGUAUAAGCAUGGACUUCUAGCAUACUAUUGUUUGAUUAACCAAGUUCUUCCAUAUUGGUUGAGGAAGCCUCGAGUCAAUAUUUAGUUUUUGCUGCCAUCUGUGGGUUUCUGAUGGAUGAUGCCGGGCAUCGUGAAAAUGGAAGGCACAAAGCAGCAGAUCAAUAUAAAUCUGCUCAGGGACAGUGGUUGAUGCAACAUCAGCCUUCCAUGAAGCAGAUUAUGGCAAUUAUGGCUGAAAGAGAUGCAGCCAUUCAAGAAAGAAAUCUGGCCAUUUCCGAGAAAAAAGCAGCAUAUGCUGAGCGCGAUAUGGCAUUCAUGCAGCGAGAUGCUGCAAUUGCUGAACGUAAUAAUGCAAUUUUGGAACGAGAUAAUGCAAUUGCAACUCUUCAGUAUCGCGAAACCUCUUUAAGUAGUGGCAGUAUGCCAUCAUGCCCUCCAGGAUGCCAAAUUUCACGUGGUGUGAAGCAUAUACAUCAUCCCCAGCAACAGGUACACCAUAUACCUAACAUGGGUGAUGCCUCUUACAGCACACGGGAAAUGCACACAACCGAUGCCCUCCCUGCAGCCCCCAUCCCUUCUGAGGCCGGGAAACCGAGGCGGGCCAAGCGACCAAAGGAACCAAAGUCAGCUUCACCUAAUAAGAAGACUUCCAAACCAGCAAAAAAAGUCAAGAAGGAGAGCGAAGACUUGAACAAGGUUAUGUUUGGCAAGUCACAUGAGUGGAAGAGUGGUCAGGAAAUGGUCAAUGGAGGUGAUGAUCUUAACAAGCAGUUAACUGUGUCAAAGGCUGAUUGGAAAGGACAGGACUUGGGGUUAAACCAAGUGGCGUAUGACGACUCAACCAUGCCAGCUCCUGUGUGCUCUUGUACUGGUGUCCUGAGGCAGUGUUACAAAUGGGGUAAUGGGGGUUGGCAGUCUGCCUGUUGCACAACUACUCUGUCAAUGUAUCCACUUCCUGCAGUGCCCAACAAGAGACAUGCCCGGGUAGGUGGUCGGAAGAUGAGUGGGAGUGCUUUCAACAAGCUGCUUAGUCGCCUUGCAGCAGAAGGUCAUGAUCUGUCAAACCCUGUUGACCUCAAGGACCAUUGGGCAAAACAUGGAACGAACCGUUACAUCACAAUAAAGUAGAGGAUGAGAAAUUGUUUGUGGGGCAGCAUUACAUGAAUAGAAACAGCUUUUAGCGAUCAAUUAUGGAUUCUCAAGUCGAAUGAGAAAAAUAAUGUAAGUGUAAAGGUCAUCUGGGAAAGCUAAUGAUUAGAGUAUGUCCUUGCUAUAUUUAGGAUGCAUAAGCCUGGUGUUAAAGUCAUCCUCGUUCGUCAUUUGUACGCACUUAAUUUUCUUAGAUGGUCUGAUGGCGCCAAUGGCAUGUAUAAAAAGUCUGCAUGAUGGGAUGGAUAAAUAACUGUUAGAUAGUCUUGUUUAAUGCAUGUAGUCCUUAAACCUGAAUAAUUGUAGACUCGUGUCCUCAGUCAUCCUGGAACCUCUCUGCGUUAAUAUGUAAAAUCAACUAUGUAUGUUAAUUUUUUCCUUGUUUCAUGUUUGUUUUUCCUCCA
Glycine soja is the source of this 1939-nucleotide messenger RNA. Its product is annotated as protein BASIC PENTACYSTEINE6. NCBI's taxonomy places the organism in Eukaryota, Viridiplantae, Streptophyta, Magnoliopsida, Fabales, Fabaceae. The record is from RefSeq and is a predicted model, not a curated record. Bases 498 to 1514 code for a protein of 338 amino acids. The transcript is spliced from 5 exons. Gene Ontology annotation, cellular component: nucleus. Gene Ontology annotation, biological process: response to ethylene. Gene Ontology annotation, molecular function: sequence-specific DNA binding; DNA-binding transcription factor activity.